Diprion similis is the source of this 869-nucleotide messenger RNA. RefSeq lists its product as uncharacterized. NCBI's taxonomy places the organism in Eukaryota, Metazoa, Arthropoda, Insecta, Hymenoptera, Diprionidae. The transcript has 5 exons. The record is from RefSeq and is a predicted model, not a curated record. The coding region runs from base 283 to 762 and encodes 159 amino acids.
AUUUUCUGUUUCGUGAGAAAAAAAGAAAAAUGACAGCCCGAGAACCUGCGUGUUCUUUUCAUUUCCUUUCCAAGCUAUUUUCUUUAUCACCUGCGGAGCUCCCCAUUCCUGAGCGAUACGAGGCUGCCGGUGUUGCGAGUGUUGAUAAAUUACCGUUUAUAGAUCGUCACAGAGGUGAACCUGGUUGUAUUGGUGGGGGGCGGGGGGGUUGUAAUGGGAGUGCAGGCGUUCUGCGUGAUAAAAUAACCAGACGAGGAAUUAUUGCCUUCUGUUUGAUAGUGGAUGUCGACCAAUCAACGUCACACAAUGUCGUUUUUCGCACGGCAGCCCAGCAUACUGAUCCUUUGCAUCAUGGUACUAGGCGCCUCGAAUGCUCAGGAGGAAAAAAACCCACGUAAAAUCAAUUGCAGACAGGUAACGCAACGAUCUGGAUUUACGAAUCACCGGCUUUCGGACCACUAUCGAAGACAUAAAGCUCAACAUGAUCACUUUAUGAAUACAGACGACACGCUCGAAAACACCAGAAAAACGCUAUCGAAUCUCAGCCCUGCAACGAGACGCUUUCUCUUCAGUCCAACCAUACAGAACACGAUAACAAACUUAAACAGCAAUACGAACACUCAGGAAAUUCAACAUUUCGGUGACGGUGAAGAGGCCGGUUCAAAACCGCGAAAAAUGCUGGGAUAUGUCAAUCCUGACACGGGAGAGGUGGAAUAUGAUCUCAGAGGCUUUGGGAAGAAGAUUUCCUUUCUAAUCGGAUAACGCAAAGCCGCCCGAAGACGGAAACGAAUAUUGACAGGUAACUUGACAACUGGUUGGCUGCACUCUCAUUAAUGAAAUAAACGAAUAAAGAGCAUUCAAACAAUUCA